Salmo salar (Atlantic salmon) is the source of this 2109-nucleotide messenger RNA. RefSeq names its product RUNX family transcription factor 2. The record is from RefSeq and is a predicted model, not a curated record. Gene Ontology annotation, biological process: regulation of transcription by RNA polymerase II; neuron differentiation; chondrocyte differentiation. Gene Ontology annotation, molecular function: RNA polymerase II cis-regulatory region sequence-specific DNA binding; ATP binding; DNA-binding transcription factor activity, RNA polymerase II-specific. NCBI's taxonomy places the organism in Eukaryota, Metazoa, Chordata, Actinopteri, Salmoniformes, Salmonidae. Gene Ontology annotation, cellular component: nucleus.
UUACUGUUUCGUAGUUGAAAAGGUUUGUCAGAGAGAGAACAGGGACUAAAGUGUGUGUGUGUGUGUGUGUGUGUGUGUGUGUGUGUGUGUGUGUGUGUGUGUGUGUGUGUGUGUGUGUGUGUGUGUGUGUGUUACCAGGUUGAUGAGUUGGGUGUGUACAAUGUCCUCCACCAGAGCAGCAGUCUCAUGUAGGGGUCUGCGAGCAUCUCCCAGAGCAAACCUAGAACACGCACACACACACACACACACACAUGUGACGGGUUAGAAACACACACACACACACACACACACAGACACAGGAUGCAGGCUCUGUUCUAGUAGGUGAGGUUGAGGGAUGUGGUGUAUCUCUAUGCAAAGGUUGGGUUAAACACCUGAGUGUCGGUGAGUGUGUGACGGCAGUGAUGUCAUAGUCAGAUUAAUGUGGUUCGUCGAAUGAGGGUGGAGCAAGGCAGUAUGGCGACCACGCUGUGGUGCGAACGCCAUCACACACACCGCUCCAGGACCACAGAACCACAACGCAGACCGUCUUAGCGUGGCAGACCAGGACCCGACCACACAACGACCCUUCGUCACUACGGUCAACCUACUGCUGAAACUAGCUGGUUACUCUGUGAUACACUGUUGUCAUGGCAUCCAACAGCCUCUUCAGCCCGAGUCAACACAACCUCUACUGGGAUCCCCAGAUCACUAGCCGUAGGUUCAGUCCACCGCUCCAUGUUAAGACCAGAGAUGGGACAGUGGGAGUGACAGCUCAGCAUGAGGACAGUGGCCCCCGGAGUACAGGGGACAUUCCUGCUGAGUUCAGGCCCACCGACAGCCCCAACUUCCUGGUGUCCAGCCUCCCCGCACACUGGCGUUGCAACAAGACUCUGCCACGUGCCUUCACGGUGGUUGCCCUGGGUGAUGUAAGUGACGGUGUUCUAGUCACGGUGAUGGCAGGGAAUGAUGAGAACUGUUCAGCUGAGCUACGGAACGCCACCACGCUGAUGACAUCACGCACAGCACGCUUCAAUGACCUCCGCUUUGUAGGACGCAGUGGGAGAGGUAAAAGCUUUAAUCUGACCAUAACCGUGUUCACCAGUCCUCCCCAGGUGGCCACGUACCACAGAGCUAUCAAAGUUACUGUAGAUGGACCUAGAGAGCCACGCCGUCACAGGCAGAAGCUGGAGGUGGGUCCAAAAACAGGGCUUUUCAGGGUUGCCAUGCCGAUGCAGAGUCUCCACCCCCUCAACAACAUCACCAACCCUCCAACAAGAGCCUUCCCUCUCUCAGACUCUAGGCCCCUUUCCUCCCCCCCCUGGACCAAUGAUCAAUCUUACCCCUUUUCAUCCUCAAGAACCACUGGCCUCUCAGGUGUGUGUGACCUGGCUGCUGGGUUUGAUCGCCCGUUUCCCCCCCUCUCCUCAUUCUCGUCCACUCCCAGAAUGCACUUCUCCUCCUUCCCCUACUCCGUCACCCCCCCUCCACCCCCGUACCUGCCCCCACCUUUCCCCACUCUCCCCCCCCACUCCCACAGUGGACUCUUCCAGCCCAGCAGCAGCCCCAUCCUCUACUAUGGAGCCUCUGCCGGGACCAACCACUACAUCUCACUGCCAGAGGGGGACAGGACAAACCACUUUACCUCUGGGCCGGGAGGAGACCAGGCCCCCACUGCCGGGCUGGCCAAUCAAACAGAGAGUAGGGGGGAGGAGCCUGUGUGGAGGCCAUAUUGACUCGGACAGGAUGGUGCAAUCAAUCAAUAAAUCAAUCAAGAAUCAAUCAAUCAAAACCUGAUGGUUAGUGUUUUACGCCUGUGUCUUUACAUUUAUAUUUGUUCCCAUUAAUCAUACUAAGAUGCACUACGUAGCUCUAUGUAGUUCUAUGUGUGUGUUUUAUGUACUCGUACAAAAUGUACUUCUGAGUUUUAUGGUUAUGUAGUGUUAUUUUAUGGUUAUUGUUGGUAAUGGGUAGGCUUAUUAUCGGUUAUCAGGUAUGUUUGGUCGAUUGUGUUUUAUUUUAUUGUCUGAUGCCAAACAGUUAUCUAUGAAAUUACAAAAAAUGAUAAAUGAAUAGCUAAUGGAUUGAAUAAUAUGUAAUUAAUUUAAUCAAAUAAAGGAUUGGUUUAAUGAA